Ipomoea triloba (trilobed morning glory) is the source of this 984-nucleotide messenger RNA. RefSeq lists its product as uncharacterized. The record is from RefSeq and is a predicted model, not a curated record. The coding region runs from base 1 to 984 and encodes 327 amino acids. The transcript is spliced from 2 exons. Gene Ontology annotation, biological process: DNA integration. Lineage: Eukaryota; Viridiplantae; Streptophyta; Magnoliopsida; Solanales; Convolvulaceae. Gene Ontology annotation, molecular function: nucleic acid binding.
AUGAGUGCAAAAGGAUUCAAGUAUAUCUUAGUUGCAAUAGACUAUUUGUCGAAAUGGGUGGAGGCGCAAGCCUUGAGGAACAACGAUGCGAGGAGUGUUAUCGGGUUUCUUAAGAAGUUGUUCACUAGAUUUGGAGUACCAAGAGUUUUAAUUAGUGAUCGUGGAACGCAUUUUAGGAAUUCAUCUAUGGAAAAGAUUUUGGCCAAGUACGGAGUCCAACAUAGGGGGGGAGUACCAUACCACCCCCAAACGAGUGGUCAAGUAGAAAAUGCCAACCGGGAUAUUAAGGCAAUCUUAGAAAAGACGGUUGGAAUUCACCGUAAAGAUUGGCCCGAUCGGUUAGAUGAUGCGCUAUGGGCGUUUAGAACGGCCUAUAAAACUCCAAUCGGAACCACCCCUUUUAGAUUAGUCUACGGGAAAGCAUGCCACCUACCGGUGGAGAUAGAGCAUAAGGCGUAUUGGGCAAUAAAGAAACUAAAUAGUGAUAUGGACCUAGCCGGUCGACAAAGAUUGUGGCAAUUAGAUGAAUUGGAAGAGUGGAGGUUGAUGUCAUAUGAGAAUUCACGGGCUUGUAAAGAGCGAACUAAGCUAUAUCAUGAUAAGCAUAUCAAAAAGGGCAAAGAAUUCAAAGAAGGAAACCAAGUCCUCUUUUUCAAUUCGAGGCUAAAGCUUUUUCCGGGAAAACUAAAGUCAAGAUGGUCCGAUCCAUUUACCGUUACCAAGGUUUUUCCGUAUGGAACCAUUCAAAUCGCACAUCCGGAAAAGGGUGAAUUUAAGGUUAAUGGUCACCAAGUCAAAAAGUACUUUGGAGGAAUGGAAACACGCGAGGUGAACAUCUUGCGACCACAACAGGUGAAGUCAAAAAGACCGAAGAAGAACGAGAAAAAUUCAAAUUUGGCAAAAAUCCGAACCUGGAAGCCAGACCGGACGCGCGUCCGGUCCGCGUCCAGGGGUCCCAGAUCGAAGGUUCAGAGAGCUGUCUGA